This is a messenger RNA of Stegostoma tigrinum, 1595 nucleotides long. RefSeq names its product coagulation factor IIIa (gene f3a). The transcript has 6 exons. Gene Ontology annotation, molecular function: protein binding. NCBI's taxonomy places the organism in Eukaryota, Metazoa, Chordata, Chondrichthyes, Orectolobiformes, Stegostomatidae. Bases 219 to 1067 code for a protein of 282 amino acids. Gene Ontology annotation, biological process: blood coagulation. The record is from RefSeq and is a predicted model, not a curated record. Gene Ontology annotation, cellular component: membrane.
CUUUAUAUUCGCAGCUGAGUGGCAAUGAGCGGGAAAGGAGUGGGGACAGUCGAAGCGAAUGCACCGUGUAGCAUAAUCUUAGGGGAAUCGUUUGGUGCGCUGAUUAUAUUUACAAGACCGGCAGCAGGAGGGAGAAGCGUCGCACUUCGUUGACAGGCGAGCGGAGAUCUGUAUCAGUUUGGUCUAAACAGUACCGGUUUCUGUAUCUCACACUAAGCAUGGGCUCCCGUUCCAACAUUGUCAUCAGUCUGGGAUUAGCAUUGAUUUGUCUUCGUUGUGGAUUAUCUUCAGGUACUUCACUGCAACCUGUCAGGAACCUGACAUGGAAGUCAUUUAAUUUCCGCACUACACUACAGUGGGAGGUGACCUCUCAAGACUCAGUGUACACUGUGAGGCUACACAGCAUGAAUUCAAACUGGAAAAAGAAGCCAGAAUGUGUCCUGGCCAAAAUUACAAGCUGUGAUGUGACCAGCCUGAUGCAGAAUGUAACAGAUAGCUACGUUGCUGAGGUGGAGACCCACAGUGCAGAACCGACAGAGGAAUUGGAAGAGUCACCUUUUGUCAGAUCUAGCCAGUUCGAGCCCUUAAAGCAAACUGACGUUGGAGAAGCAAGCUUUCAAAUUUUUAAAAAGAGUCAAGAUGAGAUUGAAGUGUUAGUAGAAGAUCCACUUACAGGCAUCAUGUUUCCUAAUAAGACUUCAAAAACUCUGCGUGAUAUCUAUGGGACAGAUCUCAAAUACAAGGUGUUUUACUGGAAAGAUGGCACAAGUGGCCAGAAAACUCAAACUGACAACAAUCAAAGAAUAAUUAUUAAGAUUGACAAGGGAGUCAAUUACUGCUUCUUUGUUCAAAUCCACAUUACAUCACCAUUCAAAAAUAGCCCAAAAUCUCAAAGCAAAUGCACAGAUCUUCAAACCACAGAGUAUGGCCUUGGCCUCUAUGCCAUAAUAAUAGUAGGAGCACUGGUGGUCAUCAGCGUUAUCAUUGGGGUGACGGUGUGUUUGUGCAGACGUAAAACUGUUCACAACAAUGCGGAGACAAACCCUCUGAAGACGGUGUCUGCAUAAUUCAGAAGAAAUGUGUCUUGAGCGACAGGUCACAUCGUGAGCUGCUGGUUGGAUUUUUGUAAAAAUUUCUUCACUGACAAUAGGGAGCGAACGACUCCUGUAGCAUGUGUACCUCACAAGCAUAACUGACUAUUCACAGAUGUAUGGUGAAAAGAAAGAUUUUGUUUCUAUGAAACAUUAUCACCAUAUCAAGCAAGCAGGGAACUUUAUUUACUUUCUGAAGCACUAAUCGCGAAAAAGAAAUUCUAAUUGAUUGAUAAGGCACUUUCAUAUUUUUUCAUGCUAUCAAUUUUUAAAGGAUGUUCUGGAAUGUUGUGCAAGCAAGGAUGUUAUAAAUUUAUUCCAUUUAUUUAAUGACAAAGUCUUAACUAUUUUUCUUUGAACUGAAGUGCACCUUGAGGAAUCUUUGGUACAUUUGGGUGUUGUAAUUUUCUUGUUUGUCUAUCAAAGGGGGAUAUAUCUUUUUAAAUGUGUGUGUUUUUAAACUUUUUUAAAUAGAAAUAACUGACACUACUUAAGAAGUGAUGG